Messenger RNA from Anastrepha ludens (Mexican fruit fly), 3634 nucleotides. RefSeq lists its product as uncharacterized. The record is from RefSeq and is a predicted model, not a curated record. The coding region runs from base 1633 to 2901 and encodes 422 amino acids. Gene Ontology annotation, molecular function: DNA-binding transcription factor activity; protein dimerization activity. NCBI's taxonomy places the organism in Eukaryota, Metazoa, Arthropoda, Insecta, Diptera, Tephritidae. The transcript has 2 exons.
GUUGGAUUGUUUGGUUGUUGUUUGAAAUGCCUGAAUUUGGUGUGUCAUUCGGUUUGGUAGCUCGUUCAUAAACGGAUGUGAGUAUUUGAGAGCGGAACGGUUUUUAAGAAGAAUACAUCAUCAACACAGGAGUUCAAGUGUGUUUUCGGUGACAACAACAGAACAAUUUGAUAUUGUUGAGAAAUUAUAACAAGUAGAAGAGUGACUGAGUGGAAUUGUUGUUUGUGCGUGAAAAAUAGAUGAAGAGCAAACUUGUCAAAAUUAUUAGCACACAAUUUGUAUUGGGAAACAUGUAAAUACAAACCGUUCGGCAUUAGUAUAAAUAAUAUGCAAAUUUAUAUGUACAUACAAAUGCUGUAAAUGAGAAUUGUUUAGCUGCCUGAAGUUAUUGAAAGUGUUUUUGUGACAAGAGCAGGUGGCGCAUACGAGAAAAAAGUGCUGGUCAAAUAUGAAAGUGAAAUUAGAAAACAAAAAUAUUUUUGGGAAAAAAUUGUAAUUGUAAAAAAAAAUACAAAACAUAAUUUGUUUAAAAACAACAAGAUUUCAAUUAUCUGCAUAUUUUGUAAGGCGACAAAAUUUCAUAACAAAUAAAUGCGUUAAAGCUGCAAAGAAAACAAACUUUGUUCUGUUAAAAUAAAAACAAACAAAUUUUUCCUAACUGCAGUCAUUAAAACUGUAAGAGUGCUAAAUUCUUCAAAAUCAAGCAUCUGUAGUGAAAAGUAGCCGCGUUUGUGCGCCUUGAAUUGAAUGUGAAAAUUUUGAAAAUUCAAUUUUUAAAAUCUAAAGAAAUUUAAGCCGGUUUUGUGCAUGAAAAUACCCAUAAACGUUAAAAGUGCGGACAUUUUUAAAACAACAAAAACGUUGUAGCUGCUGUGUUGUUAUGGAAGCACUAAAAACAUUUACAAAAAAAGGUGAAACUGCUUUUAUGUAUUGACGUACUAACCAAAAAAGUUCAAAUUUGCCAUCAGCUUGGGAGAAUUAUUAUAUUACAAAUAGUUAAAAUAUUCAAAAACAAUAACUCACCCUCAAGAUAAGCUAAAAAAGAAACACAAAUAUUCAACUAAAUUGCUUUAAAAGCCAAUAAGCCAAAACAACUUAAGCGCAAAAAGUGUAAAAGUGCAAUUAAAAAAAAAAACACACACAGUAAUAAUUCUUCCCUCUAAACCUCAGAGCUCCAACAAAUUUCCAAUAGUUUGUUGCGGAAGUGCAGAAACCAAUUAGAACAAUAGCCAAUUCAUCUUACUUAAUCAUAAUCAGCAUAGCGCCCGCUUCACACGUGAGUUGAAAGACAGCGAGCGAGAAAGAUACAUAGCGGCUGCUUGACAGCGGAUUAGCGCGCAACAUAGCAAAUUUGUGUUUUUAAUACUGUUGCUAAACACCAAACACUACGAGCGGCGUGCAACCAACACAAAUCGAACAUUAACCCCACGCAGAGUGAGUGACUACAUCCAAACCAGGAUCAAAAUCGCUUGCAGGCGUCAUAAGUGGACUAUUGCUAAACUCGCACACUCACACACAUACACAAGUAACAGUAAAACAAUAAUAAAAUAGCAAGCAACUAAAAAUAUUAGUUUGCCGACUAAAGUGCGGAUUAAUUUGCGCACACACGUAGCCAUAUAUACCUACACAUAUAUGGCCAAUAUAAAAACGGCAACUACAACAACGAUUAGCAGCGAGAAUCAAUUCUGCAUGCAAUUAAAUGCUUCAGAAUUAACAGCAAUCAUUAUGAAAGGUUCACCCAAUUCCAAUGACCGCGAUGCCGGCUUCUGCUCUGGCAGCUCUGAGGGUGGAGAUGAUCUCGAUCGCAUUGAUCAGGUGCGUCUCGAGUCCAGCAAUCCCACCAGUCCCGCCGAUGCCACGACAGAGGCCUCUGAAGAUUCCGUCGAAGUUAAAGUGACACCCAUUGCGCUCGUGCGCAAUAAACGCAAAAGUUCCGAACCCUCCAAAGUUGUGGACGCCACUGUGACCGCGACAGGAACACAUGCGACCGCGCUCGCCACGGCGCCCCUCAAGAAACGUAUCCGCUAUACCUCAACCACAGAUUCGGCUGUGGUAUUAACACCACCCGCACUCGCCACACCGCCACCGCACGGCAUCUGGGAUCCUAGUCAAGUGCUACCUCACGAGUUGAUGCCCAAUCCCGCACAAGUAUUUGUGCGGCAUCCGGGCGUAACAACUCUGCAUCGCAUACCUGCACCCACUGUAGACGAACAAUUGGAACCUUUAGCGCUGGUAGCGAAAAAACCCAUUGGCGGCACGAAGGAAAACGAGCAUACGCAAGCAUACACGCAUGCGUCUGCGACAAGCUGCACCUCCAAUGACAUAGCAUCACCCGUUUACGUGCCAAAGAAGCAACAGGCAACCGCAAAUAGCCAAUUAAAGUUCCAUGCCACCACAACAGAGUCCGUCCCUUUGGCGCUAACGACGAGCGCAAAUCACUUAGUUCCAACCAAGCAGGCGUCCAGCCACGACGCACUAUGCGCAUCAAACGUCGCCGAGCAAUACAAACCCAGCAACGCAGAGGAGGCGCCCAGUGGCAGCGGCGCAAGCGGUAGUGGCGGCAGCACUGGUAGUGCCAGCGCGCGUCCCCAGCAACGCAACUACAAGAAUAUGACACGUGAGCGCCGCAUCGAGGCGAAUGCGCGCGAACGAACACGCGUGCACACCAUUUCGGCCGCUUACGAGACGCUGCGACGGGCAGUACCCUCCUACUCGAAUGCACAGAAACUUUCAAAGCUGUCCGUGCUACGCAUCGCCUGUUCCUACAUAUUGACGCUGAGUCGCAUGGCGGGUCACGAUUACAGCGUAGAUGGCUCAGAGCCAGCAAUUCCCGAUUGCUUUGAUUCGGUCACGGAUACCAUACAGACUGAGGGCAAGAUCAGAAAGAAGAAGGAUGAGUAAGGGUGAGGGUGCGAGAAAGGGAAAAAGCGAGAAAACGUACGGCAGUAUGCCAACGGAAGGUUUCAGCGUGACGCGUAGCACUUAAGACUUUUAUUUUUUAAUUUUUAGUUUUUAUUUUUAAUUAGGCAGUAAAGUAACAAAAAUAUGUUUAUUGUGACUGAAGCUUGUACGCGCAGGCGCAUUAAAGCAGUUGGAGCUUUUGCAUAUGCGCAUAAAAUGAAAGCCAAGAGUGAGAGAGUGCGAAAUACGCGUGAGCAAGCGUAAUAAAGCUUUAAAAGCGUUGAUAUGGCUUACAAAAAAAAAGAUCAGUUAAAACUUUACGGUUAGCUUAGAAAAAGCGCUGACAGGUGCAAAUUUGAGUGAAAGCUAGAACGAAAGUUCAAGUGAAAGCUCAAGGAAAACUCCGGUGAAAUGUCGAGUGAAAGUUCGAGUGAAAGCUCAAGUUUUUUGAUGAUAUUAAUUAAGCACUUUAGGUAAGAAUGAAAGAGUGAUGUAGUAUCGCUUUGAAAAUGAAGUGAUUUAAAGAAAACUAUUGAUUAAACUAAAUUAGUUGUAAAUUUAUUUAUAUGCUAAGCCAGUACUUAGACGAAAUUCGGAGCAGAGUAUAAUAAAGAAAAGUAUUAAAGGCGUGUUGUCAAGCAAAAUGAGAAGGAAAAUUAAUGAAACAGUACAAAAAUCGUAGAAUAAAAUUAAAGCAAGCAAAUGAGGGUAGAGAUUUUGUGUCGACAAAUAA